AUGAUCGUGGACUUCAGGAAACAGCAGAGAGAGCACUCCUCUAUCCACAUCGACAGGACAAUAGUGACAUGUACAAUUCAAAGCGCCCUGUCGGGCUGUAUCACUGCCUGGUAUGGCAACUGCGCCGCCCUCAACCACAAGACUCUCCAGAGGGUGGUGCGGUCAGCACAACGCAUCACCAGGAGCAAACUACCUGCCCUCCAGGACACCUACAGCAUUCGAUGUCACAAGGAAGGCAAAAAGAUCAUCAAGGACAACCACCACCCAUCCCACUGCCUGUUCACCCUGCUAUCAUCCAGAAGGCGAGAGGAGAAGGGGGAGAUUCUGAACUCCCUGGGCAGCCCUGACACCAUGUUCGAGCAGUCUGGGCUGGGACCUGGUCAGGAGUACGAGGUCAAACUGGAGGUGGUGAAGAACAACACCAGCGGACCUGCAGCACGCAAAAGCCUUUUCACAAAGAUCGAUUCUCCUAGAGAGGUGAAUUUGCGUGAUGUAACGGACACCACAGCGCUGGUGACCUGGUUCCUGCCUGUGGCCAUGGUGGAUGGGGUGAGAGUGUCCUAUGGGCCCAGCAAAAAACCCUCAGACAGGAACACAGUGGAGCUGUCCUCCAGCGACACACAGCACCACCUGGGCAGCCUGAACCCUGACACAGAGUAUGAGGUGUCGCUCAUGGCCAAGAGGGGAGAGAUGACCAGCGUGCCUGUAUCUGAGACCUUCCUAACAGACCUGGAUGCCCCACGGGACCUGCAGACGGUAGAGCUGACUGACGAGAGCAUUACUCUGGAGUGGAAGAACAGCCAGGCUCAAGUAGACAACUACCGCAUCAAAUAUGGCCCCCUCUCUGGAGGAGACCAUGGAGAGCUGUUGUUCCCUACCGGACCCCUGGACACCACCCAGGCCAAGAUCACUGGCCUGAGAGCUGGGACAGAGUAUGGGAUGGGAGUGACAGCUGUGAAGAGUGAGCGUGAGAGCCUUCCUACCACCACCAAUGCUGUUACAGCGUUGGAUGCUCCUAAGAACCUGGAGGUGGAGUCUUCCUCUGAGACUGAGAUGGUACUGGUGUGGCAGAAGCCGGUGGCUAAGAUUGACAAGUACAAGCUGGAGUACGUGUCAGCCGAUGGGAGAAGGGCUGAGGUGACACCCUUCUCUAUAGACGUCAAGUACACCAUGAGGAACUUGACGCCCGGCAUGUUGUACACCAUCACCCUGACUGCUGAGAGGGGACGCAGGCAGAGCGUCCCCACCACCAUCUCCGCAACAACAGAGGAGGAGAAGCCUGUGCUGGGCAAACUGACAGUGUCAGACGUGUCGUGGGACAGCUUCCUGGUGUCCUGGGUCACUGAGGAGGGAGACUUUGAUGGCUUUGUGGUUGAGGUGACAGACGCAGAGGCAGGGGUAGACUGGCAGAACCACACCCUGCAAGAUGCGGCCCAGAGCCUGGGCAUCGUGGCCUCUCCCGCCACCUGGUACAAUGUCAGUCUGUAUGGGCUGUUCAAGGGGGCCCUGUUGGGGCCUGUCUAUGCAGAAACCAUCACAGAAGCUGAACCCAUCGUGGAGCAUCUCUUGGUCUCUGACAUCACCCCAGACAGCUGUAAAGUGGCCUGGUUGGCUGAAGAGAACCUCUUUGAUAGUUUUGUCAUUGUGAUCAAUGAUACUAGCGACGACCUCGCUUCUCCGCAAGAGGUGGUCGUGCCCGGCGAGGAGAGAACAACAGUGCUUACUGAGCUAAUUGACGACACAGAGUACGAAAUUGAGCUGUAUGGGGUAAUUUCUGGACGGCACUCAGACUCUAUCUCCGGGGUGGCCAAAACAGGGCUGGGCACACCCAAGGGCAUCCAUUUCUCUGAUGUCACUGAUACCUCGGCCAUUGUACACUGGACAAUCCCCAGGGCUCGAGUGGACAGCUACCAUGUCACCUAUGUCCCUGCUCAGGGAGGUGCUCCUCAGACUGUGACAGUAGGUGGCACUGAGUCUCAGAAGGUGCUGUCCAACCUGACCCCUGGAGUGACCUACCAGUUGACAGUCAUCUCUGUGAAGGGACAGAAGGAGAGUGAGCCUGGCUCCAGCAGCGUCACCACAGCUCUGGACAAGCCCCGUGGCCUGACUGUAGUCAACAUCAAUGACACAGAUGCUCUGCUCCACUGGCAGCCUUCCAUCGCCACUGUAGACGGAUAUGUCAUCAGCUACAGCGCAGACACUGUUGUCCCAGUGAUGGAGAGAGUGUCUGGAAACAUUGUGGAGUUUGAGAUUACCUCCUUGACCCCUGCCACCCACUACACUGUCAAGGUCUACGCCAUGAGAGCGGCUGCUAAGAGCGCCGCCACCACCACUGAGUUCACCACUGAUGUAGAUGCCCCUCAGGACCUGACAGCCAGUAGCAUCCAGACAGAGAACGCCAUGUUGACCUGGAAGGCCCCGCGCGCUGACAUCACCGGCUACAUCCUCAGCUUUGAGUCAGCUGACGGCACAAUCCGGGAGGUUGUUCUGAGCCCCACAGCCACGUCCUACAACAUGGCCCAGCUGAGUGCCUCCACUGAGUACUCCGUCAGACUGCUGGCCAUCGCAGGGCCCAAGAGGAGCAGAGUCAUCACCACUGUCUUCACCACCAUUGGCGUGCUCUACAAACACCCCAGGGACUGCUCGCAGGCCUUGCUGAAUGGAGACACAGCCUCUGGUGUCUACACCAUCUACCUGGGUGGAGAUGAGAGUCAGCCCAUACAGGUCUACUGUGACAUGGCCACAGAUGGAGGUGGAUGGAUUGUGUUUCUCAGACGCCAGAGUGGUAAACUGGAGUUCUUCCGCAACUGGAGGAACUACACUGCUGGCUUCGGUGACAUGAACGACGAAUUCUGGCUCGGCCUGUCAAACCUCCAUAAGAUCACUGUAGUGGGACAGUACGAGCUGCGUGUAGACCUCAGAGACAAGGGGGAUGUAGCCCAUGCCCAGUACGACAAGUUCUCCAUCUCUGAUCCCCGCAGUCGCUACAAGGUCCACGUUGGAGGGUACAGUGGUACCGCAGGUGAUUCUAUGACCUACCACCAUGGUCGCCCAUUCUCAACCUACGACCAUGACAAUGACAUCGCAGUCACCAACUGUGCCCUGUCCUACAAGGGUGCCUUCUGGUAUAAGAACUGCCAUCGUGUCAACCUUAUGGGACGAUAUGGCGAUGACAGUCACAGCAAGGGAGUGAACUGGUUCCAUUGGAAAGGCCAUGAGCACUCCGUUGAGUUUGCUGAGAUGAAGAUCAGGCCAUCCAACUUCAGGAACUCUGAGGGAAGGAGAAAACGAUCGUAAACCAACCAACCGAUCCGCGCUACGACCCAUCUCCUCGUGACCCCUGAACCUGUCCACCAUCCUCUUCCACUGCUGAUUCCAGGUCUGCAUCCCAAAUGGCAUUAUAUUCCCCAUAAAGUGCACUGCUGUUGACCAGGGCCAGUAGAGCUCUGGUCAAAGUGGUGCACUAAAUAGAGAAUAGGGUGCCAUUUGGGACACAACCCACAAUUCUCUGCAGCUACCAAAGCCACUGCUAAGAGCCCAGCAACCUCGAACUACACCCCUCCUCUUGCUCAAUCACAGAACUAAGCACAGAUACCGUAAAAAUGUACUACAAAUCCCACUAUCCAACCCCUGAUACAAAAUGGCUGUGCCGUGUAAAUAGUGUCAAUGCCAAAUUGAUGUGGAUUUACACGUCACAAAGUAAACCCACAGAUUAUACUUUGCACCAAAGAGAGUAUAAUAUUCAAAUCCCAAGUAGAAAGCAUUUGUUUCUUUCUUGUCACUGUCAUGUUACAGUCACAUCACUCAGUGGAGGGGUGCAUUUGAGUCUGGUCUGAGGUAUUAACAUGUAGAAUACUGAUGUUUUCUGCCUCUACAGUGUAUCCAUCUCCUCCAACCACAGUAGGCCAUUAGAGUGUUUGCCAGGGUUGGGGUCAGUUCGACUUGAAGGCAGUCAAUUUAGAAAGUGAUUUGAAUGUAAAAUUAAAAAAAUAUAACAACAUUUUAAAUAUAUUGACAUUAAAAACAACAACGUUUAUUGAGUAGUCAUUGAGAAUAAUCCUCUUUUUAAAUAUAUUGACAUAAAAACAACAACGUUUAUUGAGUAGUCAUUGAGAAUAAUCCUCUUUUUAAAUGAUUGAAUUGGAAUUUCACUUUACUUCCUGAAUUGACUGCCUUCAAUUGGAAUUGACUCCAAGCCUAGUGUUUGCAGAGAUGGCAUGGUAUACCUGUAAACUGGAUUAUAGAAAUGAUGUUCUUUGACUAACACACCACCCAUCAAGAGCACAUACCUUCAAUUCAAUCAUCUGGAUGGAAGUGGUUAUUGAUCAAAAAGAUUCUCUACAUAAACCGCACAACUCAUUCAAAUGUAAAAUAUCUUUGUAAAGUGGAGAGAGCGAGCUCACAGAGAAAGGCUGUCUCAUUCAUUAGUCUAUGUGUGACUCAUUCUUUUUCACUUUACGAUUCCCUCUCUCUCGAAAUCCCUUCUUCACCUCAACCUGCAAACUGUCUUCUGAAAUGAUAUGGGCAGAAUAAAUGGCAUUCUGAAUAAAGGUCAUCUGCUUCAUCCCACACACAGGAUGAAUGACAUGAGGUGUUUCUAUUGAUUGUGUGGGCUAUACAGGCACUGUGCAAUUGUCUCUUACACAUGCAACUGAGCUAGUACUACUUUUUCCACCAGCUAUCAUGCAUUUGCUGAAGGACACAGAGAAUUCUGUUUGAUUUGUUUUCUAUUUCCUAAAACAUCCAAGGCAGGACCUACAGUUCAAUAAACAAUGAAAUGGUGGGUGAUUGUUACAUUUUUGCUAAAUGGGAAAUACUUAUAUGGAUGCAACAGGAGUCAGAGGAAUAUUGUGAUGAAAUAUAGAAGAUAUGGACGCUUAAAAAUAGGCCAAUGGCCAAUUCCAAUUGACAUUGUAAGGUCUUAGUGUUUACUUUGCUGAGAAACAUCUAUUUGGUCAGACCAAAAUUAACUAGAGAGAAGUUCUUCUUGUUCUGUUCUCCCCCUCCCCUCCCCCUGCUAUGCCAGGAGACGAAACCACUGAGAUCCCCUCCCCAUGAAAUACCUGUGUAAAUUAAAGUUUUUUAAAUAAUUGUUUUGUUUUUUGAUUUUUGAUUGUUUAUAACUGGGUGAACAACAGGUGUUUCUCUGUAGCCCGUAUUACAAUAAUAAAAAAAGGUUUGUUUAAAAA
Oncorhynchus masou masou (cherry salmon) is the source of this 5189-nucleotide messenger RNA. RefSeq names its product tenascin-like. NCBI's taxonomy places the organism in Eukaryota, Metazoa, Chordata, Actinopteri, Salmoniformes, Salmonidae. Gene Ontology annotation, molecular function: protein binding. Gene Ontology annotation, biological process: regulation of cell adhesion; neuron projection development. The record is from RefSeq and is a predicted model, not a curated record.